Panicum virgatum (switchgrass) is the source of this 2553-nucleotide messenger RNA. Its product is annotated as gibberellin 2-beta-dioxygenase 3-like. Gene Ontology annotation, biological process: gibberellin catabolic process; response to light stimulus. NCBI's taxonomy places the organism in Eukaryota, Viridiplantae, Streptophyta, Magnoliopsida, Poales, Poaceae. The transcript has 3 exons. The coding region runs from base 583 to 1749 and encodes 388 amino acids. The record is from RefSeq and is a predicted model, not a curated record.
CUCCACAUUUUCUUCCUCCACCACAUCGAUCUAAUUCAUUGGACAACCUUUUCAAAUUGACUCACUGGUCGUGAUGGCCUAUCCUUAAACUCGAUCACCUGAUUGUAAUGGUGAUCCCUGCUGUGCUGUGCUGUGUGCUCUCUGAUCAGGACUGGCCUGCCCUCAGAAACAGAGAAACAUCUCACAGUCAACAAGUCCAGUGUCGAUCUGGCAAGCAAGAUAUCACAACAGUGCACUGUAUCCUGGAGUACUCCCCAUGUGAUCCGGAGUACGCAAACAGUAGGUAACUGUCGGAAAUCUGAGACAGUGUCAUACACACGCAUCCAUUUCUCCAGGUAUCAUACCCCUGCCUCUGAGCACCACUCUCCCCAUGCCUAUAUAAACAGAGGCCGCCCCCUUCGUCUCCCAUCCCCAUGUGAGCGAGAAACAAAGCCUCUCAAGCUCGAGUUCGACCAAACCGUCCCCCUGCUUCCAAUCCAUUCCAUCCCCCUCUGCUUCUUGGAGACACACGCGCGCGCACACAUAAACGUCGGGAAUUCCGCGGCGACCACCCUGUCCGUGCGAGCCUGUACUACUGCAACCAUGGUGGUCCUUGCCAAGGGCGAGCUGGAGCAGAUCGCGCUCCCGGCGGUGCAGCGCGCGGCGCCGCCGCUGGCCGCCGUGCCGGAGGUCGACCUGGCCCUGGCGGCAGCGGAUGCCGGGGGCGGCGGGCGCGCGGCGGCGGCGCGCGCGGUGGCCAGGGCGUGCGAGGAGCACGGCUUCUUCAAGGUGACGGGCCACGGCGUGCCCGCGCCGCUCCUGGCGCGCGUGGAGGCCGCCGCCGCCGCCUUCUUCGCGCUCCCGCAGCAGGAGAAGGAGAAGGCCGCCGCGGCGCCGGGGGGCGGCAGCCCGUUCGGGUACGCCAGCAAGCGGAUAGGCGGCAACGGCGACCUCGGCUGGGUCGAGUACCUCCUGCUCGGCGUCGGCGCCGCGGCGUUGCCCGGCGCGCCAUUGUCCGACGCGCCCGCGGGGGCGUCGCCCUGCUCUUUCCGGGAGAUUCUUGACGAGUACGUGGCGGCGGUGCGGCGGAUGACGUGCGCGGUGCUGGAGCUGAUGGCGGAGGGCCUGGGGCUGGAGGACACCGGCGCGCUCGCCCGGCUGGUGCUGGCCGGCGACAGCGACUCCAUGCUGCGGGUGAACCACUACCCGCCGGCGCCGCGCCUGGAGGACACCGGCGCGCUCGCCCGGCUGGUGCUGGCCGGCGACAGCGACUCCAUGCUGCGGGUGAACCACUACCCGCCGGCGCCGCGCCCGGAGCCCGGCCGCCGCCUGACGGGGUUCGGCGAGCACACCGACCCGCACAUCAUCUCGGUGCUCCGCUCCAACGCCACCGCCGGCCUCGAGAUCUCGAUGCAGGACGGCACCUGGGUCGCCGUGCCCGCCGACGCGGACUCCUUCUUCGUUAACGUCGGCGACGCACUCCAGGUGCUGACGAACGGGAGGUUCCGGAGCGUGCGGCACCGGGUGAUGGUGAGCAGCGCGCGGCCGCGGGUGUCGGUCAUCUUCUUCGGCGGCCCGCCGCCGCGGGAGCGCCUGGCGCCGCUGCUGGGGCUGGUGGACCGGGACGGGGGCCGCCGCCGCUACAGGGACUUCACCUGGAGGGAGUACAAGACCUCCGCCUACCGGACCAGGCUCGCCGACAACCGCCUCGCCCACUUCGAGUUCGAGUUCGACACCACGCCGCCGCCACCAGCUAGCAUCAUUGUGUAGUAGCGUACGUACAAAUGUUUUGUUUUUGUGUGUGGUUGGGUGUGCGGGGACGAUCGAGAGCAGCCAGGGGCCGGUGGUGCACCGUGCACUGCCGGCCAUGAGUGAGCUCAGGGCGGAGGCAACCGUGUAAGGGCAGAGUGGCGAGACGAAGAUGGUAGAAAUGUGCUACACUGUAAAUAAGUAGCCAGCAAGGCACCGAGAUCUCGAAUGCCACGGGAUGCUCCUCGGCCACGCUUGUUCUUGGCUUUCUCAUCUCUGUCGAGCCCGGGACGCGGAGCAGACCGGAGCACCGCUGACCUUUCUCGUCGGCGCAGCGCCGCGACAGAAAUGACCUCAAUGUUUCUUGCGUUGCUUCGAGUGCCGUCAAACCCCAAAACAACCAUUUCGCCGCACCAGACACGGACACACAAAAAAAAAAAGCAGAACGGAUGAACUUCGCCCACCGUAUUGGUUUCUUCUACCGGGCCUCAAAUUUGCUUCGGUCUCUCUUCGUGUGUUUCCCUCCCCCUUCCCUUCAGGUCCAAUUUGUGCCUUUUUUCUUUUUGGUUAUUAUCUGUUUAUUACGCAUUUUUAUUUCUUUUUCAUUUUUUGUGUUACCUUUCUUUUGUCCAUUUUCCAUUUUACACAUAUAUACACGUAGUAUAAUUUAAUCUUUUCGUGGCCCUUUCCUCGAACACUAAACGGCGCAACACGUGUCCCACUAGUAACAAAGCAACUUCGAGGAUAUAUUCUGAAGUAGCAUAUAUUGCUGUAAAUUUCCAGAGAGUAUAGUGUUAUUAAUGUUGUGAAUGAUUGUUCUCUCUA